AUGACCAACUCCAAACCCUCCGAUCCAACCUUCCGCUUUUACACCAGCGACCAAGCCAAACGCUACGCCGAGGCUCGCCCGUCCUACCCGCCACAGCUAUACGACAUCAUCCUCCGGCACCACGCCUCCACGGGCGGACGGUUCGACGUCCUGGUCGACGUCGGGUGCGGGCCGGGGAAGGCAACGCGCGAUCUGGCGGCGUCGUUCGCGCACGCCAUCGGGCUCGAUGCCGGCGAGGAGAUGAUCGCGACGGCGCGCCGGUUGGGCGGCGUGACGGCCUCGGGAGAGCCUGUCAGGUUCCAGGUUUCGGAGGCGGAGAGGAUCGCUGAUACGGUGGAGAGGAUUGAGCAGGGGGGUGUUGACUUGCUUACUGUGGCCACGGCGAGACAUGUUGACGUUGAAUCGAUUCAGGCGCACUGGUUCUCCAUGCCUGAGUUCUGGGACCAGGCAGCCCGACUCGUCAGGCCCGGAGGAACGGUGGCCCUGUGGACGUGCUCGUCGCUUUACUGCCACCCAUCCACGCCCAAUGCUGCCGCCGUCCAGCAGGCCCUGGGCCAUCUAGAAAAGGACUUCCUCGAGCCGUACAUGCUCCCCCCGAAUCGCCUGACGCGGGACAUGUACGACCAUCUGCCCUUGCCGUGGAACGUCGAUCCGCCCGUGCCGGCGUUCCCGGAGUCGGAGUUCGUGCGCCACGAGUGGAAUCGGGACGGCGUCUUGACGGACGGAGAGGACUUCUUCUGCGGCUCCCGCGAGGUUAGUCUGGAGGUGCUCGAAAGGGUGCUGGGGACGGGUAGCAUGGUGACGAGAUGGCGAGACGCGCAUCCCGAGCUCGCCCACACGGACGAGGACUGCGUCGUCAAGACCAUCCGGCGUGUUCGCGAGGCUCUGGGUCCUGAGUCCGGCGACAAGAUCAGGGCGGGUGUGGCAACUGUUAUACUGCUGUUUAAACGGAGAUGA
Rasamsonia emersonii CBS 393.64 is the source of this 957-nucleotide messenger RNA. RefSeq names its product Trans-aconitate methyltransferase. NCBI's taxonomy places the organism in Eukaryota, Fungi, Ascomycota, Eurotiomycetes, Eurotiales, Trichocomaceae. Bases 1 to 957 code for a protein of 318 amino acids. The record is from RefSeq and is a predicted model, not a curated record. The transcript has 3 exons.